UUUAGCAUUAGUGAAAAAAUGCCUUCAGAUGAAGAUAUACCAAUUGAUAUAUACUAUAAUAAACUUCUUGAUUGGCUCAUAGACAGAAGACAUUGUAACUUAAAGUGGCAAGAAAAUGUAUCAUCAAUUCGGGAGAAAAUUAAUUUUGCUAUGCAAGACAUGCCUCCAAACAAAGAAAUAACAUCACUCCUUUCUGGCACAUAUAUUAAUUACUUUCAUUGUAAACAAAUCAUUGAGUUGCUGAAAGAAUGUGGGGAAGGGAACACCAAUUUUUUUGGACAAUAUUCAUCUAAAAGGAUGAAGGAUUGGCAAGAUAUUAUUCAACUUUACACUCAUGAAAGUGUUUACUUAGCUGAAUCAGCAAAUAUGCUGAUACGAAAUGUAAACUUUGAAAUUCCAGCAUUAAAACGUCAGAUUGGCAAAUGUCAGCAAAUACAACGAGAUUGUUCAAGAAAAAUAAAUGAAUGUACAACCAACUCUGCAUACUUUAUGGAUAAAUAUAAAACAAUUUGUAAGCAAAUAGGAAUUAAGGGUACAAAUGUAAGAAAAGAGCUUUUAGAGCAAGUAAAUGAGUUACCAGGUAUAUUUGGAUCUAUAACAGGAAAGCUGAAAGAAAUAUCUGAUGUUUUGAAUUUUUACAGAGCUUUUGUAAAAUUUAUCACACAAAGUGAGUUUGUUGUUGUUGAAAAUAUAUGCUCCAUGAUACAUUUUUUGAUGGUUUACGGUAAUGUAACUGUAUACCAAUGGAAAACUGGUGAGGUGCCAUCAAAAGUUAUAGAUUCUAUAAAAUCUGUAGAUAUGGAUGAAAUGAUAAAAUUAAGUGAAGGUUCUUUUACUCAAGAAGACAAUCAAGAAGAGAUUGAUUGGGGCUGUGAUUUAAAUACUGAGAAUCUUGAAGUUGGCGGUGAAGAUAUUGAUUGGGGAACUUGUGAAGUAUUAGAUAAUUCAGUUGCAGCUAUUACUGUUGAAGAAGAUGGACAAGAUAAUCCUAUUGGUGGUGUUGCAAGUGGCAAUGAAGCCUUAAAUGUGCUAGAAAAUACUUCUACAAGAAAUAUUUUCAUUGAUGAACUUUAUGAGGUUCAGUCAUUUCUGGAGCAACGUGUUAUUGAGAUGAGUUCUGAUGCUGAUAUGAUAACCAUUUGUCAGUUUCAGUUAGCUCCUGAAAUUGUUCAAAAUCAAACAAAAGAGUGGUUACUGCUGCAAUUAUCUCGUGUCACGUCUAUACUUUCAGAGAUGACUUCGUUAAAAAUGCAAAAUUUAUAUUUGAUACAAAAUUCCCCUAGAUAUGUCGAUAGAAUUGCCGAUUCUUUAAUUCAAAAAUUAACUACGUCUGAAAAUCUCAUGAAACAAAUAAAUAUUCUUGAAGAACGCUCUCAGAAAGCACAAACUUUGCAAGCUGAAACUGAGCCCAAAUUGGAAGUCAUUAUUAGAAAGACAAAAGAAUUACAGAAACAGAUUGAGAAAGAAAUAAGCGUCAGGUACAAAGACCGAAGAGUAAACAUUAUGGGUGAAAUUAAUGUAAUAUAAAUUUAUGGUUACCGUAAAAUAUAUUUAAAAGUUAACAAUA
Hydra vulgaris (swiftwater hydra) is the source of this 1567-nucleotide messenger RNA. RefSeq names its product CDK5 regulatory subunit-associated protein 3. Gene Ontology annotation, biological process: regulation of cyclin-dependent protein serine/threonine kinase activity; regulation of mitotic cell cycle. Lineage: Eukaryota; Metazoa; Cnidaria; Hydrozoa; Anthoathecata; Hydridae. Gene Ontology annotation, cellular component: endomembrane system. The record is from RefSeq and is a predicted model, not a curated record.